GCAACUUGUGUGACUACUGCCUCGGCUCUCUUGGGCCCUUCCUGUGCUGUUGCGGACACUACUACGUUUCUCAUGUUGCCUGUUGGGGGGCUUUGUAAGGUCUAUUCCCAAGCCCUGUACCCACAAGUUUUAGAGCGAGUUCUCUCUUGAUAUUCCGUUAAGCAGCUGGUGGAAUAAUUAACCUCCAUCAAACUUUCAUUCUCUUUGUCAUUAAAGUUCAGUUCUCCUCGGGUGACUAUGCCAGCAUCUGGAAGCAAAGGAAGUCUUCGCGGCGGGUGUCCCCGUUGCCUCUUUUCCGUCCACAGGGUUGUCAAUGACGAACUGCGUACGGUCUAUCCGGUGUAAUGAUUGGCGGAAGAGGUCAGAGGGCAAGUAGUUCACUAAUACCGACGGAAUUCGUGGAACAUCUAUGCAGCUAGCCGAGAAUUCGCGGCAUGAGUUGUGAUCUAGCUGAAGUUUCUGACAAUCCGAGACAUCCGAACAAAGGAAGUGAGCUUGGUGACAGUAUCGCCUUCGAUCCUAAAAAAAAUGUUGAGUGUGCAACUCGUUUAUGCCUUCCGGCUACUACUGUGGAGCUUCUGACUGGCCAAUAAAUUCUACGUUGGCAACUAAGCUAUGCCUGCACUGGAUUUACUGUGGAACUAAAGACAUCAACCAAAA
Aspergillus caelatus is the source of this 660-nucleotide messenger RNA. RefSeq lists its product as uncharacterized. Lineage: Eukaryota; Fungi; Ascomycota; Eurotiomycetes; Eurotiales; Aspergillaceae. Bases 435 to 593 code for a protein of 52 amino acids. The record is from RefSeq and is a predicted model, not a curated record. The transcript has a single exon.